AUGAGCGGAUCAAUCAGCCCAACGGACUCUGCUGAGACCCCCACUUUCUCUCCUUCUCAGGAGGAGCAAAGUGUGAUAUCGCGCGUGCUCGCAAAACACCCGAGGCUGAUGCUUGUCCGGCAAACCACUCAACUACGCGCCAUCAUGACGAUCAUAAGAAUCUUCUAUGCGGAUCGGGCUAUCCGUCUUCUGAUAGAAGAAGCGCUCAAUGUUUUACCGUUCGUUCCUCGGACUGUCACUACACCUUUAGGUGUAUCUUAUCAAGGCCUAGCAUUCGGCAGCGGCCUCUGCGGUGUAUCUAUUGUUAGAGCCGGAGAGUCGAUGGAAAGUGCACUUCGAGCAGUUUGCAGAGGAUGUACAAUCGGCAAAAUAUUAAUUCAAAGAGAUGAAGAAACUUCUGAGCCUGUUCUCUACUACGCCAAACUCCCUGCAGAUGUAUCAAAGCGUACAGUCUUACUGAUGGAUCCGAUGUGUGCAACAGGCGGCAGCGUCUGUAGAGCUGUAACAGUUUUAAAACAACACGGUGUAGAAGAAGAUAAGAUUGUCUUUGCUACGCUCAUGGCUGCUUCACCUGGCAUUGAUAAAGUCUUAGGCGAAUUCCCCAAUAUUCGAAUCGUCUGCGGAUCGAUUGAGGCUGGCCUUAACGAUAGGAAUUUCCUCGUUCCUGGAAUCGGAGACUUCGGGGACAGGUACUUCGGAACGGAGUAA
Messenger RNA from Eimeria acervulina, 708 nucleotides. RefSeq names its product uracil phosphoribosyltransferase, putative. Lineage: Eukaryota; Apicomplexa; Conoidasida; Eucoccidiorida; Eimeriidae. The transcript is spliced from 7 exons. The coding region runs from base 1 to 708 and encodes 235 amino acids. The record is from RefSeq and is a predicted model, not a curated record.